Molecule: messenger RNA, 3813 nt
Organism: Cataglyphis hispanica
Lineage: Eukaryota; Metazoa; Arthropoda; Insecta; Hymenoptera; Formicidae
Gene: RpIII128
Product: DNA-directed RNA polymerase III subunit RPC2
Exons: 9
Coding region: 282-3641 (1119 amino acids)
Biological process (GO): DNA-templated transcription
Cellular component (GO): RNA polymerase III complex
Molecular function (GO): DNA-directed RNA polymerase activity; ribonucleoside binding; DNA binding
Source: RefSeq, a predicted model, not a curated record
AUGGCGCGCUUAGUCUUCUUCAGCUUCUUCUUAUUUGAAAAAAGAGUUGAUGUAAGUUCUUCGAAAAAGAUUAAAUCGCUAAGUAACCGCCUAGAUACUUAAAUCCUCCCACUACAUUAAGGAGUACUGGACUUGGCGAUUGCCAUUAAACAUCUCCGCAGAAAGGAAAAAAUAGUUGUAACCAUGUGCAUGACACAUUGUAAUGAUUUGAAAAAGAAAAUAAACUUUCUUAUCGAAAAGUAUUGAUUUUUAACAUUACAUGAUUUUUGUAACUGAUAAAAAUGGAACAAACAAAUGAAAUAAAAAACAAAGGAAAAUUAGUGGAAGCUCUUCUGAAAGGCAAAAGUUUGGCAAAACAGCAUAUAGAUUCUUAUAAUUAUUUCAUUAAUAAAGAAAUAAAAAAUAUUGUCAAGGCAAAUGAAAAAGUUUUAUCUGAUGAAGAUCCACAUUUUUAUGUAAAAUAUUUAAGUAUAAAAGUUGGUUCACCUGAUAUUGAUGAUGGUUCAAAUAUUAUGCGACCAACGACACCACAUGAAUGCCGUUUAAGAGAUCUAAAUUAUUCUGCACCAAUCUUAGUAGAUAUUGAACAUAUAAGAAAUAAUCAGCGGAUAAGAAACACAAACAUGAUAAUUGGAAGAAUGCCAAUAAUGUUGCGCAGUUCGAAUUGUGUAUUAACUAAUAAAUCUCAUUAUGAAUUAGCUAAAUUAAACGAAUGCCCAUAUGAUUCUGGUGGUUAUUUUAUUAUAAAUGGUCAAGAAAAAGUUAUAUUAAUACAAGAACAAAUGGUUAGAAAUAGAAUUAUUGUGGAAAAAGAUGGCAAAGAAGUUAUUGCAUCGUGUAAUAGUUUUACACAUGACAAAAAGACUAAGACAAGUGUCGUAGGUAAAGGUGGCAAAUAUUAUAUAAGAAACAAUAUGUUCCAAGACGAUAUACUGAUUACUGUCAUUUUCAAAGCUAUGGGAAUAGUAAGCGAUAUAGAUAUCAUACAAAUGGUUGGAGAAAAAGAAAAAUAUUUGGACGAAUUUAUAGCUAGUAUAGAGAAUUGUCAAGAUUUAGAUAUCUUUUCAGAGAAACAAGCAUUAAGAUACCUCUAUAAUAAACGCAAACAGACGAGAUUUCAUGUUGCAAAGACUAAUGUUACUGAUGAAAUGAAAGAUUUGUUAGCAACAAAUGUGUUGUCUCAUGUACCUGUUAUAGAUUUUAACUUUAGAACAAAAGCACUACAUCUUGCUUUGAUGGUUAGAAGAGUGAUAGAUACAGAGUCUGAUAACAAAUUGAUUGACGACAAAGAUUAUUAUGGUAAUAAACGCCUGGAAUUAGCUGGUUCUCUUCUCGCCUUAAUGUUUGAGGAUUUAUUCAAAAGAUUUAAUUGGGAGCUCAAGAUGAUUGCUGAUAAGAAUAUUCCCAAGAUCAAAGCAGCACCAUUUGAUAUAACAAAAUAUAUAAGAAAGGAUAUGAUUACCAACGGACUGGCUUUUGCCAUAUCAUCAGGAAAUUGGACAAUCAAAAGAUUUAGAAUGGAAAGACAUGGUGUAACACAAGUGUUGUCGCGAUUGUCGUAUAUUUCAGCGCUUGGUAUGAUGACGCGAGUGCAAUCUCAGUUUGAAAAGACUAGGAAAAUCUCUGGUCCACGAUCAUUGCAUGGUUCACAAUGGGGAAUGUUGUGUCCAAAUGACACACCUGAAGGUGAAGCGUGUGGCUUGGUGAAGAAUUUAGCAUUGAUGGCUCACAUUACUACAGAAAUGCCAGAAGAACCAUUUGUAAGAUUGAUGCAUAAUCUCGGUGUGCAAAAUAUUUAUACUUGCGUUGGAGUAGAGCUAACCAAAAAAGAUAUAUAUAUAGUUUUCGUGAAUGGUAAUAUGGCAGGCAUUGUGAAACAAUCUAGUGUAUCAAGACUGACCCACCAGUUUAGAUUGUUACGCAGGAAAAGGUACAUAGAUCGUUUUGUAUCAAUAUCUGUGCAACAUCGACAUAAAUAUGUUCAAGUCAGUUGUGAUGGCGGUCGAUUAUGCAGACCACUCAUCAUCGUCCAAGACGGCAAACCGCUUAUUGAACAGAAACACAUGAGAUAUCUCGAGAUAAAUCUUUGGACCUUCAAUGACUUUGUUCAUGCUGGACUGAUUGAGUUCUUAGACGUAAACGAAGAAAAUGAUAGUUUGAUUGCAUGUAAAGAAUCUGAAAUUAUUCCUCAAACAACGCAUUUAGAAAUCGCAGAAUUUACAAUUUUGGGAGUUUGCGCCGGCUUAAUACCAUAUCCGAAUCACAAUCAAAGUCCAAGAAAUACUUAUCAAUGUGCUAUGGGUAAACAGGCUAUAGGAACUAUAGGAUAUAAUCAACGUAAUCGCAUCGAUACAUUAAUGUAUAAUCUGGUAAAUCCGCAAAAACCUAUAGUGAAAACGCGACAAAUAGAGUUAAUCAAUUUCGAUAAAUUACCUGCUGGUGAAAAUGCUAUUGUGGCUGUAAUGUCAUUUAGUGGGUAUGAUAUCGAGGAUGCACUUAUUUUGAAUAAAGCCUCUGUUGAUAGAGGAUAUGGAAGGUGUCUGGUAUACCGAAACUCGAAAUGUAUAAUAAAAAACCAUCCCAAUCAAGCGAGCGAUAUAAUUUUGGGACAAUCGAUAGAUGCCACUACUAAAAAACCUAUAUGGAAACAUGAUAUUCUUGAGAAUGAUGGGAUUGCAGCAACUGGUGAAAUGGUGCAAAAUAAAAAAGUGAUGGUAAAUAAAGCAGUGUCGACGCGCACUGGAAAUAUUGGCCCAUCAAGGUCUGACAAUUUUCAAACGCAACCAGAAUAUCGCAAUGCAGAAGUUUCGUACAAAGGUUUGGUCCCGGCGUAUAUAGAGAAAGUUAUGGUAUCUAGUAAUGCUGAAAAUGCCUUCUUAAUAAAAUUGUCAUUGAGACAAACUCGGAGACCUGAGAUUGGUGAUAAAUUUAGUAGUCGCCAUGGACAGAAGGGUGUUGUAGGUUUAAUUGUGGGGCAAGAAGAUCUGCCAUUUAAUGAUCAUGGUAUAUGUCCUGAUGUGAUUAUGAAUCCACAUGGUUUCCCAUCUAGAAUGACAGUUGGGAAACUGAUAGAGGUAUUAGCUGGCAAAACGGGCGUUGUGAGUGGAACACUCAAAGAUGCAACAGCAUUCGAGGGUGCUAAAGUAGAGGAUCUUUGUGAAGAAUUAGCAAAACAUGGGUAUAAUUACUUAGGUAAAGAUUUAUUUUAUAGUGGCAUGACUGGGCAGCCAAUAGAGGGAUAUAUUUUUUCUGGAAUAGUUUAUUACCAGAAAUUGAAACAUAUGGUGCAAGACAAGAUACAUGCUCGUGCCAGGGGGCCGAAGGUAAUUCUAACACGCCAGCCGACAGAAGGACGUUCCAAAGACGGUGGUCUACGUUUAGGUGAAAUGGAACGCGAUUGCUUGAUCGGUUAUGGAGCCAGUAUGUUGUUAGUAGAGAGACUCAUGUUAUCGAGUGACGCAUUUCAAGUUGACAUUUGUAACAAGUGUGGUCUGAUAGGAUAUAAUGGUUGGUGCCAAAGAUGCAGUUCCAGUUCCUCCAUUUCUACGAUCACAAUGCCUUAUGCUUGUAAAUUAUUAUUCCAAGAAUUACAAUGCAUGAACAUAUUACCUCGUUUAACAUUAAAAGAUUAUUGUGACUGAUUGUUUGCUAUCAGACUAUAUACCAGUAAUUUCAAGACAAUUUGUCUUAAUGUGCAGAUAUAUAUAAUAAGUUUCCAAAAUUUUAAAUUUAUUUAACAUAUAGAAACUUGUGUUUAUUAUACAAUUAUUUUAUAUAAUAUUUGAAUAAAUUACAUGUUUUCUUUGGAAGACA